Periophthalmus magnuspinnatus is the source of this 1003-nucleotide messenger RNA. RefSeq names its product granzyme K-like. Gene Ontology annotation, biological process: proteolysis. Lineage: Eukaryota; Metazoa; Chordata; Actinopteri; Gobiiformes; Gobiidae. The record is from RefSeq and is a predicted model, not a curated record. Gene Ontology annotation, molecular function: serine-type endopeptidase activity. Bases 32 to 796 code for a protein of 254 amino acids. The transcript is spliced from 5 exons.
CUUCACUUCAAAGCUUUAAGUAGAUGACAAAAUGAACCUUUCCUGUGUGUUUCUGGUCUGUGCAUCGUGUCUGGUCUGGACUAGUGAUGGAGCUGAGAUUAUCAACGGUAAAGAAGUGGCCCCUCAUUCAAUGCCCUACAUGGCUCUGCUAAGAGCCAAGAAACUAUUUUGUGGAGGAACAUUGAUUCAUCCAAAAUGGGUGCUCACUGCUGCGCACUGUUACAAUAAAACUAAGGACUAUAAGAUCGAAACAGUGAUGCUGGGUGUGCACAACAUCAAAAAAACUGAAAAUUUGAGGCAAAUCAUAAAAGUGAAGGACUUCAUUAAACAUCCGUGCUACGACCCACAAGAGAAGCUCAAUGACCUCAUGCUGAUAAAGCUUAAAAAAUCUGUGAAGGAGACCAAGACUGUGAAAGUCCUGCCUCUGCCUAAAAGUGUGGAGGACCCAGCGCCUGGCAGCACCUGCCUGGUCGCAGGAUGGGGGGAUACUGUUUUCAAUGCUAGCAAAGGUUCAGAUGUUCUGAUGGCUGUCAAUGUGACUGUGAUCGACCGGGCCAAGUGUAAGGAGUACUACAAGUGUAACUUCACUAUCACCAGAGGACACAUAUGUGCCGGCUCAGAUGGGGAGAAUGUCGCAGACUCCUGCCAAGGAGAUUCUGGAGGACCACUGCUCUGCAGAGGAAAUCUAGUUGGUGUUACAUCCUUUGGAAUAGGCUGUGGAAUCAGCCAUAAGCCUGGAGUUUAUGCUUUUCUCACCAAAAAACAACUUGAGUGGAUCAGAAAAUAUAUUAAAUAGUCUAAAAUCAGAUUUUUCUUAAUGCUUAUCUCUUCCAUUGCUGUAAUUUACUCUCUUUUUAUGUUUAUUUGUUUGUUAAAUAUUGUAUUUAAAAUAAUAGUUGUGAGAUUGAAAUAAAAUGUUACAAACUGUCAGUUUUAUCACAAAAAAGUUUCUUGACCAAAGUACCACCAAAUAACCAGUGUGAGUCUUUUGUAUUAAAGUCGA